CGGUAAAAACAUACGCCGCCGUCGUACUACCGAAGCAGGUAUAUCACGGGUUAACGAUAUGUAUGUAAUUUAUGAUAACAAAUCGACAAUAACAUUUUAGAUUUAGGUUUUUCGAAACUACAAUGACAACGACGAUGAUGGCCGGUUACGUAUUAAAUCGCCCAGGCGCCUCACUACGAUUGUUGUUAUCUGCGAAUACCAACAACAAUAAUAAUGCUGCUGCCACGACUUUACACGACCGAUUCGCCGUCCAGGUUAGACAUUUACACAAAAAAGUAAAAAGAAGUAUACCAUGGGUACCUCCACGAAGCAAAUUUGAAGGAAAUGCUAAGGCCAUAGCGUCAAGAGGAUUUUUAAGGCCACUUAAGGAGUAUGACCCUCCAUUAGAUAUCAGGAACAUCAUAGUAAAAAUAGCUAAUAAUACAGUUAAUCAAACCAAAGUGUCAUACACACUAGAUAAAAAUGAAAAAAUUCGUUUACUAAAAAAAUGUGAAGAAUUGGUUGAUCAUAAAGUACCAAAUUCACUUUUACAUACUGUGAAUACUUUAGGUGAUGUAUUUGAAUUUUAUGAAACACCUGUAGACACAGUUGUACCAUAUGAUGCACUUCAGAAUCGUGAACUGCCGCCUAAUCUUCAUAUAUUAGCCAACUAUCAUAGAUUCCACCCAGAGACAGACCUAAUGUUUGAUGGUGUCACUGCAUUUCCACGCAGUUCAAACUUGGUUACUGGUCUAAAGACUAAAAAGAAAUACAAAGGAUUUACUACGUUAUCUCCUUAUGAUUAUAAAGAUUAAAAUUAUUUUGUACUAUAAUUUUUAGAAGAAUAUUAAAAGCAAAUAGUAGUCGUUAUUGAUCAA
Molecule: messenger RNA, 857 nt
Organism: Rhopalosiphum maidis (corn leaf aphid)
Lineage: Eukaryota; Metazoa; Arthropoda; Insecta; Hemiptera; Aphididae
Gene: mRpL50
Exons: 4
Coding region: 123-794 (223 amino acids)
Cellular component (GO): mitochondrion; mitochondrial large ribosomal subunit
Source: RefSeq, a predicted model, not a curated record